Messenger RNA from Nannospalax galili (Upper Galilee mountains blind mole rat), 1657 nucleotides. It is a transcript of the gene Kmo, whose product is annotated as kynurenine 3-monooxygenase. Lineage: Eukaryota; Metazoa; Chordata; Mammalia; Rodentia; Spalacidae. Gene Ontology annotation, molecular function: kynurenine 3-monooxygenase activity; FAD binding; NAD(P)H oxidase H2O2-forming activity. Gene Ontology annotation, biological process: quinolinate biosynthetic process; L-tryptophan catabolic process; NAD+ metabolic process. The record is from RefSeq and is a predicted model, not a curated record. Gene Ontology annotation, cellular component: mitochondrial outer membrane.
AUAAAGACUGAGAGGCACCAGCAGGACGGAGAGCACCAAUCUGGACAGAAGUGUGUUGACAGCUAUGGACUCAUCUGACAGUCAAAGGAAAAAAGUGGUUGUUAUCGGUGGUGGCUUGGUUGGAGCAUUGAAUGCGUGCUUUCUGGCAAAGAGGAAUUUCCAAGUUGAUGUUUACGAAGCUAGGGAAGAUAUUCGAGUGGCUGAGUUUGUGCGUGGAAGAAGCAUUAACUUGGCCCUUUCCUAUAGAGGACGACAGGCCUUGAAGGCCAUUGGCCUGGAAGAUCAGAUAGUCUCCAAAGGCGUGCCCAUGAGAGCUAGAAUGAUCCACUCUCUCUCAGGAAAGAAGUCAGCAAUUCCCUAUGGUACCACGUCUCAGUACAUCCUUUCAAUAAGCAGAGAAAAUUUAAACAAGGAUCUACUGACUGCUGUGGAGUCAUACCCUAACGCCAGCGUGCACUUUGGCCACAGGCUGUCAAAAUGCAGUCCCGAGGAAGGAAUGGUCACCGUCCUUGGGCCUGACAAAGUUCCCAAAGACAUCACUUGUGACCUUAUUGUAGGAUGUGAUGGAGCCUAUUCAACUGUCAGAGCCCACCUCAUGAAGACACCUCGCUUCAAUUACAGCCAGCAGUACAUUCCUCAUGGGUACAUGGAGUUGACAAUUCCACCUAAGAAUGGGGAGUAUGCCAUGGAACCUAAUUAUCUGCAUAUUUGGCCGAGAAAUGCCUUUAUGAUGAUUGCACUCCCUAACAUGGACAAAUCUUUCACCUGUACUUUGUUCAUGUCCUUUGAAGAGUUUGAAACACUUCCAACCAGUACUGAUGUGAUGGAAUUCUUCCAGAAGAACUUUCCGGAUGCUAUCCCUCUAAUGGGAGAGCAAGCCCUCAUUCGAGAUUUCUUUCUGUUGCCUGCCCAGCCCAUGAUAUCUGUAAAGUGCUCUCCUUUUCACCUGAAGUCACACUGUGUGCUGAUGGGAGAUGCAGCUCAUGCCAUCGUCCCAUUUUUUGGGCAAGGAAUGAAUGCAGGCUUUGAAGACUGCUUGGUAUUUGAUGAGUUAAUGGACAAAUUCAAUAAUGAUCUUAAUAUGUGUCUUCCUGAAUUCUCAAGAUUUAGGAUUCCAGAUGACCAUGCAAUUUCAGACCUAUCUAUGUACAACUACAUAGAGAUGCGAGCACAUGUCAACUCUCGGUGGUUCCUGUUUCAAAGGAUCAUAGAGAAAUUUCUCCACGCUAUUAUGCCAUCUACAUUUAUACCUCUCUAUACUAUGGUCGCCUUCACCAGAAUAAGAUAUCACGAGGCAGUACUGCGCUGGCAUUGGCAAAAAAAGGUGAUAAACAAGGGACUUUUUUUCCUUGGAUCUUUCAUAGCCCUCGGAGGUGCAUAUCUACUUGUGCACCACAUGUCCUGGAAACCUCUGGAAUACUUGCGAAGACCAGCAUGGACUGGAAUCACCGGCUUCUGGACUAGGAGCAUGGGCCUGGUUCCUUGCACGUUGCACUGAGUCACUGGAACAGAUUCUCUGUUUCACUAAACGGUGAUAGAAAGGCCCUAGGUAGCAAAUAUUUGAUUUCUUGGUAACCAAAAUCAAUGAUGAAAAGCACAUUUCCACCACCAACAUAUGUAAUUCACUGCUGGAAAAUAAUUGUCAGCGUAUAAUUCA